Stylophora pistillata is the source of this 2304-nucleotide messenger RNA. RefSeq names its product protein prenyltransferase alpha subunit repeat-containing protein 1. Lineage: Eukaryota; Metazoa; Cnidaria; Anthozoa; Scleractinia; Pocilloporidae. Gene Ontology annotation, cellular component: cytoplasm. The record is from RefSeq and is a predicted model, not a curated record. Gene Ontology annotation, molecular function: protein prenyltransferase activity. Gene Ontology annotation, biological process: protein prenylation.
GAAAGAGGGAUUAUAGUCUUUCAGUGACAGAGACUGUUCAACUUAGUAGAGCUGUCUUGUUAGUGAAUGCUGAAUGUUACACAGUGUGGAACAUAAGGUAAAUUAAGGUAAAGAGGUGCCUCAGAGGGACGGCCCAGGAUUGUAACCUGUUUCAAGUGGUUGUGUCUCUUAGGCCUGAUUGCUGUAUACUGCCAUAUCUGAACCCAGUUUCUGUAGCAUAAAACCUUAAGCAUAUAUAAAUGAUAACUAGCAAACCCUUAGGAGAACUUAGCAGAAUGCUGGGUAGUGGGAGAAGGGUGACAAUCCCAUACAAGAAGAGUGGAAAUAUGCUUGGUCCAAAAACUUGGAUAGGCUCCACCAGCAUGCGUUUCUGGGCUUAUGGAAUUCUUUAGGUCACUCUCUUAAAUUGUGCAAUUCAGUCAGUCUUCAAAAAUCUCCUGAAAACCAAACUACUCAAAGAAAUGUAAUUUUCUAUUUCAGUCUAUAUUUUUAUAAUUUUUAGAACCUUAGCAGAUGUUAUGAGUCUUAGGAUCGUAUUUCAGUCAUUGUUAUUCUUAUUUGUGAUUAGUAACUCUUGUAUAUUGUCUUUGAAAAGCCUCCUUUGGGGAAAGUCAAUUAAAAAGGAACUGAUAUCUGCAGGAAUUUUAAGUCUGGAAGAUGACAUCAAGUUUUCAGCUCUUGUUCUUUCAAAACACCCGAGGAGUGCUGAGACAUUUGCUCACAGGAGGUGGACAAUAGGACAACUUGAAAAACAUAAAGGCCAGAAUGAAUUUGUUCAUUGUUGUUUGAGAAGUGAACUUGCCAUCUCCCUACGAGCUGCUGAGAGUUAUGCUGAUAACUACACUGCAUGGAGUCACAGAUCAUGGCUGGUGGAGAGAUUCAUGAAAGACAUGAAAAAAAGAUUGUUUUGUGAACUUCAAGUUAUGAGAAAGUGGACAGAAAGGCAUAUAUCUGACAAUUGUGGCUUCCAUCAUAAACAAGUGUUACUGAAAUAUCUCAAGAAUGUAUGUUCAAACAGUGAAGUUAUUCAUUUGCUGCUAUCAGAGUUGGAAUUUACCAGUGAUCUUAUUUUGACCUUCCCAGGGCAUGAGGUUGUUUGGUAUCACAGGAGAUUUGUAUAUUAUUUUUGGAAUCAGUUCUGUACUGCUGGCACCUCUUUGGGCACACUGCAAGAGGUAUCAGGUUCUUUGAAGAUUGGUGAUGACAAUUCCUCAGAAAAUUGUAACAGAACAUCAAGAUCUCCCUCAUCAACUAUUCCUUCACUAUUUGAUUUAGCAAGUGCCUCGUUCAACUUGUUAAGAGAGCUGAAAUUUGGCUUUAAUUCAUGGACCUCAGUUACUAAAGAGUUGACAAAUGACAGAUUUGUGCCUCUGUCCACCCCCUCUGAGUUGAGGUUUUGUAAUGAUGUAAUUACUAGAUGCCAGAGUGAGGUACAGAGGAGAUGUGCAUCAAAUUAUAAACAGUGGUUGCUGCUGCAAAGUAAAUAUUCAGCUAAUGACUGCAAUGUAGCAAGGUCAAGUUCUGGAGAAGCAGCCACAGAGAGCUGGCAGGAGAUGUUUGUUUGAGUCCCCAAAGCCAGUCAUUCAUCAGAAGUGGGAUCAUUUCUGAAGCAGAGUUAAUUAUCCUGUUAACAUAUGGCAUCCAUAUGCAGCUAAAUUAGGAUAAGUGCUUUUCUGCCAAGUCUAGGUAAUUACAAGUAAUACUUGUCGAUAAGCAUAAAGAUUGACAAUUUGGUUUUCGAGGGUUCCCAUAUGUCUUCAGUGCAGAACUGAUGGAUUCAAAAGUGCAUGCUGAAAAGAUUUUGUUUAGAAAGUAGAAUGGAAUUGUCAUUUAUAGGCUUCAGCAAAAAGAAAAAAAAACAUUAUUAGGAUCUAUAGAAUGUAGGAAUCACUCGGCAUUGCUCGAGUAUAAUUCAAUGAAUGAAUGGAAUUAUUCAUAGAAAAUGAUAGGUUUUGUCUUUUGAAGACAAAAACAAAAGUUUCACCAAAGGAAAGGUAAAAGACUUUCAUUUACCCUUUGACCAGCGAGAGGGACUGGUCUCUAAUUUCUACCUAUAUUAUCAGCCUUGGGUCAAAUAUAAGAUUCAUGAGAGUGCAAGAAAAUAAUGAUCAUCAACUUAAAAAAAAAGCUCUUGAUUGUCAAACAAUUUCUCCUUGUCAGCACCUUAGGAAAUGUAUAGAGAACAGUAUGAAGAAUAUUCAUACUGAUGUUAGGGUGCAAAAGGUUGAAUUGUCUCAGUAGAGACAUCAAUUAAAGGAUUGUGCAAUCACAGGGGGCCCAUACAAGCGGCGUGUCUGGUCGUUG